This is a messenger RNA of Pseudogymnoascus verrucosus, 2951 nucleotides long. RefSeq lists its product as uncharacterized. Bases 964 to 2670 code for a protein of 568 amino acids. NCBI's taxonomy places the organism in Eukaryota, Fungi, Ascomycota, Leotiomycetes, Thelebolales, Thelebolaceae. The transcript has 3 exons. The record is from RefSeq and is a predicted model, not a curated record.
CAUAUUUGAUAGAGAUCGUGGGCUCGUGGAUGGUGCUGAAAUUUCCUCCAUCACAUCUUGUUACCAAAAGCACUACCACACGGCAUAAUGAGGAUAUUUGAACGAGGGUUUGUUGAUUGGGGCACGAGUGCGUGCUCGUGGACAUGAGACGGGGGAGGUGAGGCGGCAGCCACGACGUACAGUAAGCCUCAGGAGGCGCAGCCUUACCCUGACUGACCUCGGUGUAUCGUUCUUCCCGAAACCCCCGACGCGCACAGACGACGAGGCUACCAAUAUCAUGAUUUUGACGAUGGCGACGAUGAUAGACAAUGAUAAACGACUCUUUACUGUACAAUCCGAGAGUUGCAGGCUUUGCCACGUUAGCGAUUGACGAGAAAACGCCUUUCUAUCUCCCCUGACUAAUUGCAGGACCUCUAGUUGUGGGCUAAACCUGAACACCAGACUGAGUAGUUCCAACUUUGAGCUUUCUCCCAAUGUCUUGUCGACGUUAAAAUCCUGUCAUGAGGUUAAUGUAGUAGCAGAAUAUAUCAGUGUUAGUUCACACAGAUAUCUUGGCCCAUCCCAUGUUUUUGGGAGGCUAUUACACGGGGAGAUUGGGAAGAUUGGGAAGAUGUAGAAAACCACAGCUUUGACCAGCCUUUUUUCUCUCUGUCUGGAACUAUAUAUGAGUUCAUCUACGUAACUGUCAACACUCUGAACUUCUUUUAUACUCUGAACUUCUUUCAUAUCCUCAACUUCUCUUAUACCCUCAAUUUCUCUAAACUUAUUUUAUACUCUGAACUUCUUUCAGACCCUCAACUUCUCUUAUACUCUCAACUUCUUUCAUACUCCGAACUUGCACCCAACCUCUAUAUAUCACCACAACUGCUCUAACAACCUCUCUUGUCACAAAAUUCUGCACCAUACCCACCAUCUACACCACCACAACUGCCCCGAUCAUCUUCAUCUCAAUAUUCUACGGCUAUGGCGAGUCCCACAGAGCAAUCUGAGGUAUGCAUUCCAUGUGACCAGCAGUUUGAUGACUGGAAGGCCUACAUCAGACAUAUGAUCGUGAGCGAUAACCAUCCACACGCUUGUGCUACUUGUGGGCAGGAAUUUCAGUCUGAGGAGGGCAGGCAGACCCAUCAACGCCAGGCGCAUCCACCCGACCAGAGUCUGAUCUGCAGCGGCUGCCACAAGGAAUUCACUCGAUGCGGGAGUUUAGUACAACAUGUUGAGAUCGAUGGAUGUCCCGUGUUUCGCAAACUGGCGUUCGAAAGGAUUCGAGACGCCAAUGAUGACUAUUACAAGAAGAUGGGCGUACCCAAGAAGCAAAACACUGCCACAACUGCUGAUGCCAUUGACAAAGUCCAUACUGCCAAUGCAAGUUGUGUUCCGUUGGAAGUCCUUGAAGCUUCUCCAGCUCCUGCAGGCACAGCUCAAUCCGAAGUUGGCAAAGUUUCCGCUGCUCUCGCACGCCGAGUUCAAUCCGAAGUAGACGAAGUCUUUGCUGCUCCCGCACGCCGAGUUCAAUCUGAACUUGACAAAGUCUUUGCUGCCCCUGCAAGCCGAGUACAGUCUGAAGUUGAUAACGUUUCCGCUGGCCCUGCAAGUCAUGUUACGCCGAGGGACAUCAUGACCGAUUUCGAAACCCCAAGCAAGGAGGCUGAGUACCAAGAAUUUAAGAGAAACUUCCCGGCUUUGACGAUUCAAAAGCCUGGCGUGGGCUCGACAGAUAACGUUUCCAUCCUUAAGAAACCUACGGGCAUGGACCUCCCCCCGAAAGGCAAAGCCGAAGAGGAUUUGAUAGAGAUGUCACCGAAUAGAAAUGUUCCCAAGCGCGCCUGGUCCAACCUCGCCGGACUGAAACCAUUCAACAUUGCAGCCGGAGGCGCUGAGAAUAUGCCAUGGGAGAAGGAAGCACCAAAGAUUUCCCCACCACCAGCGCGUUCCUCGAAGUUCUCAGGCCCUGUUACCGACAAUUCUAACCCAUCAAGCCAGCCGUUGAGCCUUCGAUCUCCGAUGCUUACACAUGCCGGACCUGACCUUGGAGCACCAUCAAAGCCCUUGAAUGUUCUGAAAUCGCUUCAAGGACUUAAGCUGGAGAGGCCACAACUGGCAGCCGAAACUAGCGAGUCGACCCCCGAGAAGCCACCUCCAAAAUAUUACCAUCAGUACGAUCCGGACCAGCCGGGUUAUAACUUGGAGAAACAUCGAAAUCCUUUCAGCAGAAAGUACAAUUGUGCUUUCGCUGGUUGCUCAAAGCUCCUCAAUUCAAGCCAGGCCUUGUACAUGCAUCUCAAGUCGAACGCGCACCUUACCGACCUCUACUCGUGCCCAUUCUGUUUCAACCAAUUUCGCAGUGCUUCUGCCAUUACGCAGCAUCUCGAAUCCCAAACUAACAGAUGUAAUGCUCGGGACGAUCGUCGGUUUAGUCAACUAAUGGACCAGGUUGCCGCGGGUAUGAUUGACACAGCCGGCAUCCAUGACGAUAACACGCACCGAUACUAUUCGGCGCAGAUAGUUCCAAAGCUUCCGCUUGAUACCGUCCACGAGGCCAAAGAAGAGGUGAUUGUCAAUGCUGUCCAAGACCCUGAGUAUCGGUUAGCAAGAAUCCGAGAACGCGAACAGAAGCAGGAGGAAGAGAGAGCUCGGAUCGAAGCAGAGAAGAAUGCCGAGUGGGAUCAGUAAGCGGGAGACAUCGCCUGUGCCGUGAAACAGAACCUGUGCUACUGUUAUGCUAGAAACUUGAUCUUGCCAUGCUGGUUUUUGCCUCCUGGUUUGAAGGCGUCCGCCUAGAGACUAUUGUGGGUAGCCAUGGUGUUUGGGACCUUUGAUGUUAUUCGCUCACUCUAAGCCCCGGAGAUUGCUACUUCUUGUUAUUGAGGCCCAAGGUCUUGAUUUUUGAAACCUAGGAUGAUGCCACAAAGGGAACAUUAAGAGGUGGAUCACCCGAAAGUAUUUACAUGAAC